AUGACUUCCAUAUAAUAAAAUUCUCAAGUAGAGGGACCUUAGGAAUAAAUGAAGAAUAAUACUCCAACAUCACCAAUAGACUCCGAUUCCUCCGAUUCUUCGUAUGAUUUCGUGAAGGAUGUGAAUUAAAAGUCCUAUCUGAAAAGAACUAUUGAAGAAGAUUAGGAACUUCUCUCAAAAUAUAAAGGCAAGCACGGGCUAAAGUAUUAAAAAAUAUCAAAUGAGUAACGAUAACAACUAAUCAAAUAGGUAACAACUACAGGCUGUAUGAUAAAACAUGCUGCCCGAGAUUUGAAUAUUAAUUUCUCGACUGCUAAGGCUAUCAUGCAAAUUUUUAGAAGGGAAGGUAGAAUGUCCAAAAAAAGGAAAAGGUGUACUGCUUAGUCAGAAUUUAAAAACCCCGAGAUAUUAAUUUAAGAUGUUAAGGAAGGUCUAAAAAGUCAAUUUGGAUUGAUGAAAGAGGAAUAAUGCUAGUAGAGACUAAAUAAUGUGCAGGACAAUUUGGAUACAAUUCAUUUUCAAUAAAUGGAGGAGAAAAAUAGAAAUUAAGCUAUUUUUAUAUAAUAAUUAAAAACAUAGGUUAGAAACUUAAAUAAAUUUUAGAAUUUCUAUUUAUAAGGGAGAGCAAAUUAAUUAUAACAGGAGAUAUAAUAAUUGAAUUAAAAUUAUUCUUAUUUGCAAAUUCAGUAUAAUCAAUAGCAAUAAAUGGUCAGAUAUGCAAUGCCCCAAUAUUAACAGUAGUUUCAAUUUUGA
Paramecium tetraurelia is the source of this 753-nucleotide messenger RNA. RefSeq lists its product as uncharacterized. Lineage: Eukaryota; Ciliophora; Oligohymenophorea; Peniculida; Parameciidae. The transcript is spliced from 3 exons. The record is from RefSeq and is a predicted model, not a curated record.